AUGGCGGAUUAUGAUGGUGGCGUUCUAGCUGUUGGAAUAAAUGUAGAUAUACAGAGAACAGAUGGUCGUGUACAUUCGGCUAUUGUGAGUGGUAUUAAUCCCAAUACAAAAAGUGUGACAGUAGAAUGGUAUGAAAAAGGAGAAGCUAAAGGAAAGGAGAUAGAAUUGGAAGCAAUCCUUCAAUUGAACCCGAAUUUAAGAUAUUCAUGUCCCAUCGUAGAUAAUGUUUAUGGGAAUGCUGAUAUCAGUCGAAACAAUUUAGUUAAAGAAGUUCCGAAUUCCUCACACCGUCCCGGAGUCAAUCUUCCUACUGAUAUACGGCAGUCUCAAAAUUCUGUUCCUGUGGCGGCUUCUGCUUCUGUUCUCGCUCCAUCUAGUAACAAAGUUAACGCCACUCAAAUAGAAUACUCAUCUAGUAAUCAACCUCGUUUGAUUGCCCCAUCAACACGCGUUCCUGUCCCGUCUUCUCGUGUGCCUAUUGGCCAUGUUCCCACUCGCUCUACAACAAUAUCUGCCUAUGAUGACCGUACAAAUAACUCUUCUCGAUCUCAAGCUCCUCUCCCGGUACAUAAUUCUGUGGAUAUUAGUCACACUCACAAUGAAGGAUUCCGUUAUAAUGUACAUCAACAUCGUGCAAUUUCUGAUGAGCCAAUGGAUGAAGAUCUGGAACCAUCAGAAUCUGUUCAACUGGACCUCAAUGAUUAUAAUCAUGUGACCAGUAUGUUACGGGAACCUGAAAAUAAUACUUUACUCACUGAACGGAUGGAACAGGAUAUCGGUGAUGUAAUUGAAGAUAACCUUCAAUCAGGAAUAAUCAAUGGGAACCGUGGCUUUGCAGGUGAUGCUUCUCGCCGUCUGAUAGGUCGCGCAAAUUCUAAUUUAGGCGCACCUAUUGUAAAUAGUACAUUGUCUGCACUGAAUGCAAGUUCACCUACUACUGCUCCUGGUGUUAACGCUGGUGCCGCAGGUGGUAGUGGAACUCUACGCAAGUCUAAUUGUGUGAAAGUAAUCGAGCGAAUACAACAGCGACGUGAAGAACGACGUGCUGCCCAGAAAGCAGUUCGUGAUCAAAUUGAUUUAGACCCAACCAAUCCUAGUUAUGAGUUUCAUAUGAUGAUUCAUGAAUAUCGAAAUACAUUGGAAUACAGACCCUUAACCAAUACAGAUUUAAUAGAAGAUCAUCAAAUAGGUGUUUGUGUACGUAAACGUCCUAUGAACAAAAAAGAACUUGGCCGUCGUGAAAUUGAUGUGAUCACAGUCCCGAAUAAACAACAUGUACUUGUCCAUGAACCAAAAACUAAAGUUGAUCUAACGAAAUAUCUUGAAAAUCAACAAUUCCGUUUUGAUUAUGCAUUUGAUGAUACAUCGGAUAAUGAACUUGUGUAUCGGUAUACUGCAAAACCUUUAGUAGAAUGUAUAUUUCAGCGUGGCAUGGCCACAUGCUUUGCUUAUGGUCAAACAGGAUCUGGGAAAACACAUACAAUGGGUGGUGAAUUUCAUGCUCGUGGUCAACAAAAUUGUUCUAAUGGAAUUUACGCCUUAGCAGCUGCUGAUGUCUUCGAUUUGAAUACAACUACGUAUAGGAAUGAGAAUCUUCGAAUUGUUGCAACAUUUUUCGAAAUAUACAGUGGGAAAGUUUUUGACUUGUUAAAUAAAAAAGCCAAACUUCGAGUUCUGGAAGAUGCUAAAGGUCAAGUUCAAAUAGUUGGAUUACGUGAAGAAGAAGUGAAUUCAGUUGAUUGUGUUUUAAAACCUCUACAACAUGGUGCACAUAUUCGAACUAGUGGUCAAACAUCAGCUAAUCAACAUUCUAGUCGUUCGCAUGCUGUCUUUCAAUUGAUUUUAAAAAAACAAUCUACGGGGAAAAUUCAUGGUAAAUUUUCACUUAUUGAUUUGGCCGGUAAUGAACGUGGUGUGGAUACAAGCGCUGAAAUUAAUAAAAGUCUUUUAGCUUUAAAGGAAUGCAUUCGUGCUCUUGGUCGGCGUGGUGCACAUCUACCUUUUCGUGCGAGUAAAUUAACUCAAGCUGAUCGUGUGAAAGAACUUGGACCAGGAACUUUGUCAGCAAGUAACAGUAAUACUGAUCUACCAGCAAAUGGUAAUACUAAUCAACCACAGUUAUCAUCUCGUAGUUCAAAUUGUACUGUUGCUGGAGGCACGGUGCCUCCUCAAAUCAACUUUCGGAAUCCUCCAAGUACUAAUAUAGGGACAAGCGGGAAUAUCUUGUCGAAAAAUUAUUACCCUUCAUCCAAUAAUAAUGAUUUUAGUAAUAACAACUGGCAGAAUGAUACAUUAACAAAUAAUCAUGUUAAUUCAAUUGCUGGCGGUGACGGUGAUUUAGCUAUGCUUCGAUCAGCUAAUGAAGGUGAAGUACCUGAGGAAGUUCUUCAUUUUCAUGAAGUUAUCGAUCAGAUUGAACGCAUGGAAGAAGAAAUUUGCGAUGAUCACAAAGCUGUUUGUCAUUCUAUGAGCGAUUGGACUAAAGAACAUUAUUCUUUAUACAAAAUAUCAAAUCAAGUGGAAUUCGAUGUUGAAGAAUAUAGUGCUCGUUUAGAAUAUCUACUUAGCAAAGAAAUUAAAAUUUUAUCCUCUUUAAAAGAUAAAGUGACAUUAUGGCGCCGUGAUCGAAGACAAGAAGAAGAACUAAGCACUAAUUCACAACGAAAUCUGCAAUAA
Schistosoma intercalatum is the source of this 2676-nucleotide messenger RNA. The record is from the annotation of a GenBank genome assembly. NCBI's taxonomy places the organism in Eukaryota, Metazoa, Platyhelminthes, Trematoda, Strigeidida, Schistosomatidae.